This is a messenger RNA of Branchiostoma belcheri (Belcher's lancelet), 3181 nucleotides long. RefSeq names its product zinc finger protein 701-like. The coding region runs from base 1352 to 2020 and encodes 222 amino acids. NCBI's taxonomy places the organism in Eukaryota, Metazoa, Chordata, Leptocardii, Amphioxiformes, Branchiostomatidae. The record is from RefSeq and is a predicted model, not a curated record. The transcript has a single exon.
UAUAUUUCAUCAAUCCCUCAGGUACGCAAAAGCAGAUAACAUCAACUGUCCUUUUCAAGACAUCCUGGUUGAAAUGCUUAGCAAAUGCAUCGAUGUCUGAAGUCAUUUGGUCGCAAUAUCUAAGCAACCCCAGAUCUAAGCUUUGACUUAGUCCAGAAUUUCCAUUGAUGAAUGGUAUUCCUCAUUUCAACAGAUCCUGGGAAAUGUUUGGGCAAAAAAAAUUGAACUUGACCUCUGUUCGUCCUCAGGUCAGCGCGACCUUGGGGGAAGUGACCUGAUGGACAGGGAGGAAGGAGAAUCGUUACCAUGGCAACAUGACAUCAGGGAGUCAGGACCCCCGGCAAGAAUCUCGUCUGUUUCUGUGACUCCAAAUAAGUCUGAGGGACAUUCGGUUGGUCAUACCUGCUGGCAAUGUGGGCUAAAUUUUGACUCAAAUCAAAUACUGCUAAACCAUAUGCAAAUCAUCCACCACUUGGUGAUCGGACCACAAGAUAACAAGGAAGAACCUGUAGGGGAAACUUCUGAUGGUGGUGCAGAAGCGACGUUAAUUACAUGGAGUGGCCAGUGGGACCAAGGAACCUCAUCUGUCAAUCCAGAACUGUCUUCUGAAAAUGCACACGAGUGUUCUCACUGUGGUGAAAUGUUUGACACGCGUACCAUGCUAUACAGGCACACAAGAUCCCAACACCAGAGAACAACGUGUACGAUUUGCGGCCUAGAGUUGUCCAACAGGUUCAAUCACGACAGGCAUGUCAAGAUGAAGCAUAGCAGCCAACGAGACUUUGCCUGUGCUUUGUGUGCAAAGACCUUUAAACGGAGUGACCACUUAAACAGGCACAUGCAAAAUACUCAUUCAUCUUGGUGAGAUCGUUUUUCUGGGAAGUCAAUAUGUUUCAAGGAUGACCCCAAAACACCAAAACAGGGACUUAAAGUGUUUCUUACACAUGUGUUGAUGAAAGUCAACAGCGGGUAUUACAGUGUUUCCUAAGGCACUAGACCGUUUUGACGAGGAUUAUACAAAUGUAUUCCCACCGUCCUUCUGGAACACAAAAGCACAUAACAUCAACUGCCCUUUUCGAGACAUCCCGGUUUAGCAUGUCCAAUGUCAUUUUCAGCUGAAACAAACUGUUUCACUAUCAACUGAGCUGACAUUUGUAUAUUAUGGCAAUAUCUGGCAACCCCUGAUCUAAUCGUUGACUCUCCAUUUUACAUUAUUGACUGUUCUGCAGAUGCGACAACUCAUAAAAAUAUAAUAUUACCGGUAUUCACACCCUGACCCUGCACAUAUUAUGUAAACCUGGAAGACUUGUGUAGAGAUCUUUCCUUACUUUUCCACCAGACCUAGUACAAAAUGUCCAUUGAUGAAUGGUAUUCCUCAUUUCAACAGAUCCUGGGAAAUGUUUGGCCAGAAAUUGAACUUGACCUCUGUUCAUCCUCAGGUCGUGACCUCGCGAUAGUUGGCGUGGUGGAAAGGACUGGAGGAGGCACAACCCCACGGACCGUGGAACACGGCGUCACGCAGCCUGUACCACUGUCGGUCUCUGUGAAUCCUAACUAUCCCAUGGGACAGGAGCACACAAACGUGCACACCUGUAGUCAGUGUGGAGAGACGUUCGGGUCACAAGAGGGGCUGCGUUACCAUGUGCAGUACCUGUGCAACCAGGUUCCACGGACUAGUCACAAUGAGCCUCCAGGUAGUACAGACAGCCAACCGCUGGGCACACACAUGCGACCUGACGAAACUGCAGAAGGGACUAUGUUUCAUCCAUGUUCGGACUGUGAUCUGACCUUCCUGUCAAACGCUAGUCUCCAGUUACACAUACAGACUGACCACCAGAAGGUCCACUGUACCAUAUGCGGCUUGAACCUGUCCUGUAAGUCCAGUCUGGAGAGACACAUCAGGGCCGUACACAAAGCGCUGCGAGAACACGGCUGCGGCGUCUGCGGAAAGAAAUUUAAACGGAGGGACCACUUACAGAGACACAAGCAGAACACUGGUCACCUGCAUCACGAUCAGUGAUGCCAGCGUCUUUCCGUGAUACUUGGAAAACAUCUAGAAAUGUUUUCGUUUCCAAGCACGUUUGUCCCUUCAUGUUGGCCAUGGAAUUCAAAGAAGGUACAUUGGUUAUAGAGUAAAUGGUCGACUUGCGUAACAAUAUAUCAUAUCCAUGAAAAAGAACAGUUUGUUCUUUCCAGAAUUGUGCUGCUUACGUGAUGUGAACAAUCGUUAAUUGUUAAGGAGACAUAACAGUUUGAUCACUAUUUUCAAAUCAAUCUUGUACAUAGAUUUUGAAUAAUGUCAUGAAUACAUGGUCAUUCGUGAAUAGUUUCAUCAGGUUGGUAAGGCACUAAACGAAGAGACUUUCUUUACACAACCAAGUGUUCUAUUCAGCCAACUUUUCAAUGACCGUCUGCCGCCUUCCUUAGGGCAACCAAUUCUGACUGGUUCACAUUGCGACGAAACAUUGGCUGAACAAAACACUUGGUUUUGUAAAAAAAGAUUCAUACAUAGUGAUUCUUGUGAUGUUUGGAUGAUGUGUACAUAACCUGGUAAAUUGUUUUUUUAAAACUCAGUGAUACUGAUUGUUUUUCCAAGAUUCAUUUGUAUUUUCUGGGAUAUUGAACAUAUCGAUUUUCACAUUGAGUAGAAUUUUAUUACUAGUAGUGUCAAUUUAUUAAUGUUAUCACAUUUGUGGGAGAAAGCUGCACUUACAUUUAUAAAGAAAAUGUGUGUGACAUAAAGGGUUAUUGGGUGUUGUGAUAAAACCAUUGUAAUUGGUCUGUUGUGUUACUUGAAAGUAGUAGUUACUUCAAAUAUAAAUAUGUUCAAUUACAAUAUGCCCUGUAUUUUAUUUGCACUGUAUUUACAUGAUUAGUAAAGCUAACACUAUUUGUUUCACUUUUAAUCAUUGGGCAUUCUAAAUAGCAGUAGAAUGAUAUAUUCAUCAUGUUCCAUAGUGUAGACUGACCAUUGUGUAGACUAUAGUUUAUGUUACAAGUUCCUAGACAAUGUGAUUUUGCAUUCAAGCAAAACUUUUCACAUGAUGCCCAGUAUAUCAGUUUUAUGUAUGUAUAUUUCCUUAUGUUCUAUUAAAAGGUCUUUGCACUGAAUUUCCGUGGCUACGUGUGGUGUUUACUCUAAAGUUGGCGAGUUUUUCACCAUAUUUUUUUUAUUGUCAAA